Messenger RNA from Suillus clintonianus, 1904 nucleotides. RefSeq lists its product as uncharacterized. The transcript has 3 exons. Bases 37 to 1617 code for a protein of 526 amino acids. Gene Ontology annotation, molecular function: protein binding. Lineage: Eukaryota; Fungi; Basidiomycota; Agaricomycetes; Boletales; Suillaceae. The record is from RefSeq and is a predicted model, not a curated record.
CACACGACCAUCUAUUUCCCCGCAUUGAACCCGAAAAUGACAGACUAUGAUAUGGACUAUGAGUCCUCAUCGUCAUCUCGAGAUCCAUCCCCAUCGUCGUCGCCGUUAUUGGCACCCAUAGACUCUUCCCCGCCCUCGAGUCCGCAUUUUGAGCCAUAUGUACUAGAUUCCCCACCCCCAACGCGUCUAAGUUUCUCUCAUCCGUUCGCAGCCUCAGCAAAAGCCAACAAACGCCCUCCGCAGCGGGAAAAGAAGGCAGAUACUCCUCCGAGUACACCUCCCGCGUCUGCUCCAACGCCAUUGUCCCGCAGCUCAGUUUACUCUCGCUCACUGGGAGAAAAAGACUACAUGCACGACGACGCGUCAAGUCUCUUCUCUCUAGACUCGACACCUCACCGCACAUCGCAUUACUUUGAUCGCGAUGAGCGAUUAUGGGACGACGCGCUGCGGAAACCCUUCGAUACAGGUAACGGGCACAUAGACCUGAGCAAUCUGGCGCUGAAGAUUAUUCCUGCAUCGAUCGCCGACCUCGCGGGGUUUUUCAACACGACAGAACUAUCCGAGCAAAGUCUAUUCUCUGGACGCGGUAUGUCGCGCGUGAAGACAGAGCCGGCUUUCGAGUCCCGAGUGCGUUCAUUCGAGCGGACAAAGUCCAUCGUAGACUCGGGCAAGGAGCGACAUAUGCUGCAACUCUACCUCUUUGGAAACAGCAUCCACGAUCUUCCUCCUGAGCUUUUCAAGUUGGAAAAUUUGACGGUGUUGAGUCUGCGCGGAAACCUGUUGACAUAUAUUCCUCCGGAGAUAUGUCAUUUGAUCAACUUGAAGGAACUGAAUAUCUCGCUGAACCGCCUGUCAUACCUUCCCUCGGAGAUGCGAGAUAUGAAGCUUUUGAAGCUACAGCUCAACCCCAAUCCUUUUUUGUCCGAGCCUUCCUUCUCCCGCGUCCCCUCUGCCUCUCGUAAUAUCCUGUCUCGGCGGCGGUCCAUGGCUAGAACAUUCUCACAACGCGGGGAGGCAGAGGCGAAUCCAUCGAGAACGAUCACAGUAUCUCCAUCGAGAACGACCACAGUAUCUCCCUUGACGACCUUUCUUUCGCCCGUACCUCCACUCACAGAGAUUUGUUAUCGGAACUUGCUUUGCCCAUUGCAAGGCGACAGCUCUCGGACUGUGCUCAGCGAGUAUUAUGGGGUCCCUCUCCCCGACGUUUGGAACGUGCCAGAAAACGUACGCGCGGUAUUGACGGAGAACGUGCCCGGUAUUUUCAAAUCUGCUGGGUUCCCUCCUGAACCGCGAAAGCAUGGUCGGAGGUCGUCGCAGGGCGCAGGCGGGUGUGCAAACCCGGAACACAAGGGUCGAUUCUUCGUCAGGCACGCUGCGGAGCGAUUCACAUGGGAGCGUCGCGUUGCUGGUGUAGACGUGGGUGGGGCGGUUCCGUUGCGAUGGAGAGGGUGCAUGCAGUCAUGUCUGCGAUUCUUGGAUGAGGAUGCACGACAGGUUAACGCCGUAGAACUGCCACCCACGGAUGCGAGCGAUGCGAUGGAUUUUGACGAGGCGGAGGCCGUGAUGGCAGUGGACUUGGGUGGAGGUGCACUCAGCAUGGAUGAAUUUGAUGACUGAAGGUACAGCACGAACAAUCAAGACACUUCAUUUUGUGACAAAUUUGUACCGUAUCUGUCUCCACCAUCUUGUAACAUACCUCGUACAUCAUACCUUAUAGUGUCAGUGACUAUGCCUUACAGCCGGAAUGUAAUCACUUCGAAUUUAUGCGUUACUUACUAGUGUACGUUGAAUUUGGAACCGUCCGAGAUUCACAGGGACAUUAAUAUUCAUCAUGGGGUCCACAUCAUUCUCAUCUUUUUCCUGAACUGAGAGGAUCGACAGGGGAAAAAAAAACUGGCCGAACG